Molecule: messenger RNA, 1653 nt
Organism: Botrytis porri
Lineage: Eukaryota; Fungi; Ascomycota; Leotiomycetes; Helotiales; Sclerotiniaceae
Exons: 2
Coding region: 1-1653 (550 amino acids)
Source: RefSeq, a predicted model, not a curated record
AUGGUUUCGAUGUAUGACCUAGAAUCUUCUCGGCACGCGGGAUCGUCGAAUUUCGACAUCAAAAGUACUGAGAAACUGCUACCGAGCCAGAAGAUUCAGACACCACGAAGCCGGGUUGCUGAGAUAGGCAACCGGUAUCUUUCCUUCCUGGGCCUCAUCGCUCCCACAAUUAUUAGCAGUCUUCUUCUAGCUGCAGACCAACGUCAUCUUUCCAUCUCUGGCGGUGCUUUCUACGACUCCAUUAUUCGGAAUCGAGCUUCAGUGCAAAUUGAAGUUCAUAUUCUUGCUGGUGGACUUGGUUUGAUUCAAAUGGCAGCGAUUUGGCGUCUCUGCAAUUAUGCCACUCGGUUACGACUAGUACAACGGUCAAUCCCCCGGGAUUUGUUGAACUUCUGGAACGGGUUCAGCUUGUCUUCAAAACGUUGGGAGUUGUGCUUUGCUCAAUUUCUUCUUGUGAUGCUCUUUGCCUUUGCAUGUGCAGUCCCAUGCCCAUUAUGGGCAGGUGCGAUAACUCCCGUGGAUACCCACUCUUCUCGACCGGCAUCAAUCCUGCUUCCUCAGUACUCGAACAUGUCUUCAGUACGUGAGUGGCCAUCAGAGAUCAAUUCCUCGGGGCCCACUCUACGAAGCGACAGAGGAUUUUUCACUUACUCACCAGCCAUGGCAUAUCAAGGCCUUCUUUCACAAUCUAUUUCUACAGCAACGACCAUGGAUGGAUCUCCACGUCAACAUGCUAAGUAUGAUAAUUCAAAGUUUAUGUAUGUCGGCCGCUCGUUUGGUAUUGGGGCGUCAGUUGGACUCUCAGAUGAUUACAUUUUCGAUACUUCCAUUGUCACCGGCUAUACAUUCCAAGAAAUUGGUUAUUCAGCCGAGACUAGUUGUAUCUAUAACCAAAGUUCCGAUUUCAAAUUGGUGAACGAUGGGUUACAAUUGUUUGCCGCUCGAGGCUUUCUACCUGAUAGCACAUCUAGUGAAUUCUCUGUUUACCUGGGACAUAAGUCGAAUUCCAUCGUUGCUUUUGGAGUUGCUGCGGAUAAUACAGGUUACAAUCCGAGGUACCUUGGAAUUGCAGCAGGAAGUGAUUAUGGAAAUCUCAACAAGGCUCAAUGCAGAACUGAAUUCAAACCAACACUGUUCGAUGUCUCCGUUGUGCUUUCAGAUAAAACCAUCACCGUCACACCAACAAACAUACCUGCGAUUGACAUCGAACCUUCAGGAAAUCUCACGCAUGUUCUUGAAAGACAAUUCGAGCUUUCCUCCAAUGAUAUGUCAAAUAUCUAUCAAAGUGUCAUAGGAAACGCGCUCAACUUCAGCAUUGCGGAUUAUCGUACCUACGUCAACAGCCCACAUUAUACCGGCAGCCCACCACGUGAGCAAGAUAUCAAUCUUGCAGGAAUUCAAAACUCGGUGACGGCAAUGAUAGAUGAUCUUCUCGUGAGCUAUGCCAGUGCACAAUUAAUGAUUGCCAAUGAUACGAAGACUGUGGAUGCUUCUGUCACCAUAGCCGCUGUUCGCCUUGGUCAGCCUGUCUAUAUUUACUUGGUGUUUGGUUUCAAUCUGUUGCUUGUACUUGGAGCCACCACAUAUCGUCCCGAAGAAGCAGAAGAAGUUGAUCAUGAUUCGUGGCAAAAUUUUGACCCCACAAAGUUGUAG